This is a messenger RNA of Microstroma glucosiphilum, 4068 nucleotides long. RefSeq lists its product as hypothetical. Lineage: Eukaryota; Fungi; Basidiomycota; Exobasidiomycetes; Microstromatales; Microstromataceae. Gene Ontology annotation, cellular component: cytoplasm. The record is from RefSeq and is a predicted model, not a curated record. Gene Ontology annotation, biological process: regulation of nitrogen utilization; negative regulation of transcription by RNA polymerase II; mitochondria-nucleus signaling pathway. Bases 385 to 3930 code for a protein of 1181 amino acids. The transcript is spliced from 3 exons.
GCCCAACGACGUCUGCGUAACUCCGGCUCACGUCGGCAGGAUCCAGGAACUGCUGCUGCUGCUGCUGCUGCCGCCCCCGCGAUUGCCGCCACUGCAGUCCCGCCCCCGUCGAUCCCCACACUUCUGCCCCACCUCGCCAUCUCUAUCCACCACCUCACUCCCGUCGCCCGCCCCCCCGCGCUAGCCCUCGUCCAUCGGCCGGAGAGGUAGCUUAGGUACAUGGGCCUUCCUGUGGGUACCUGAGUCAACUCCCUCUUCAUACCCUUUUCGCACCACGCCUGCCCCACACAUCAGCGGCAUACUUCAUCUUCACCUCCUCUCAGCUUUCCACCGACUGCUGAGAGUAGUAGAGGAGAAAAGAACCGCCCGGCAAGCAGUCUCAGCAUGCCUCACAACCUCUCGGCUUUGCCUGGGCCCUUUCUCGAGCUUUCCACUGCCAAUCUGCACCUGAAUGAUCUCAGUGUUGAUCAACUGGCUGCACUAUGGAACGUCUUCACCAAAGUCGGCGAUUCCUUGCACAAAGGAAGGCGGUUGGAGAACUUCGUAUGGAGAGCAUGGCAUAGAGAGGCACAUCUGCUGCCGCCUGAUAGUUCUUGGUCAGACUUUGCCGACUGUACGCCUCUAGAGACACCAGCGAUAAGUCGGGCCGGCAGCAUAUCACAUGGUCUGCAGCGAAGGCCGAUCGUAGCUCAGAUCACACCGGGAUACUGGGCAGCAAAGCAAGCGGAUGAGAAUGCUCCUUCUGAUCCAGAGAGCGGGGCUGACUGGAGUGAUGACAGUGAAGAAGAAGGAGAGCUCCGGACAAAAGGUGCUGGGAAAGCGUCACGGAGUAAUGCUGCUGCUGGACCAUCAUCAGGGAAGCAAGCUGAAGCCCCAAGCAGGCCACGCCAACCGUCAGCGGACAGAGGCAGACCUUCCGAUCGAGAUUCUAACCCGCAGUACAACAACGCUGCUGGUGCAACAGCAGACAGCUCAGCCCUUCAGUCGCCUCCAUCACUUGCUGCAGCCUCCAUUGCGAGGAGGCGGAUUGGCGAUACCCUUUCAUUAGGCGCGAGCGAAGCAGUCAACGAUCGCAAGCGGGCUGCCUCGUCCUCUUCCUCCGCUUUUGGCAGUCGAGCCCGGGUACGCUACUCCAACCUACGGAAGGCCAACCGUUCCCGGCCCCUGAGCUUUCAAGCAGCUCUGGAAAGUCUGGCGACUGGCACAGAGUCUGAUGAUCUCACGCGCCUGGCACAGGAGCAUCAAAGGCGUGGUCUGGGGGUGGCUCACGAGAGAAGAUCUUUCCAGGGACCAGAAGCCAUCGAUAUGCUCAAGUCGAACAGCCCGCAAACCCAGGCAGCGGAAGACGAGCUGAUAGCUGCGUCCCAUUCAAGUGCUCCUGCUGGUUCUGGCUUCGAAGCCAGACACGCUGGUAUUCCAGACGAUGCCAGACCCUCUUCCAUCCGAACGGAUUCGGUAGGAACUCUGGAGACCGUGAAAGGCGAGCCCGCUGGUGAGAAUUCUAGAGCAGAGCCUACAAUGCCGCUGCCGACCGAGCCUGUGCAGCAUAGCUCGGUCUCCACCAAUCGUACAGAAAGGAGUCCAAGCAAGAUAGCAGAAUCUCAGCCCCAGCCGGUACCAGCAAGCACGAAGGAGCGUGAAUCCAACAAGGAGAGCCCACGUGCUGCGCGAGGCCAAGAUUCAAAGAAAGCAAAGUUCUUCCUCUCUGCCUCUGUCAGCAAAAGCUACGACGACGACGCUCAUGACUACCAUGACGACAAUGCUGGUCGAUCUCAGCCUGCGCUUGAGAACCGCACUGUUUCGGAUGCUGCUGGCACUGGCCUCUCAACGUCGCAACAAGAGGAUGGAAAGUCGGAAGCAGCUCCUCUUAAGCCCAACAAGAGCAGGACUGACGUACGGUCGGGUGGUCUGAGUAGCGCCCACAGGAAUCGAUCCGGCGCAAGCCUUCACAAAGGAAAGGGCAAAGUAAGCGGUGGCAGGGGUAGCACAGGCCGUCUGGCUGCUGCGGGACUCACGAUGACGAAAGCUGCUGCUGCCACAGGUGCAGCCCCACCAGUGACGCUCGCUCCUUCUGCAGCCACGAAGGGGCCUGCAAAACCUGCUCUGGUGACGAAGCAACAGCAUGCGAAGAAGAACAAGCCAGUGAAGUUUAUCAUGGGUGCAGACGAGGAAGAAGACGAGGACGAGGAGGAUGGCUUCUCCGACGAGGAGUCUGAACCAGAGGCAAAAACUGCACCAGCUCUGAACGCCAAGAAAGCCGACGUCGCUCCCACCAGCACCGCGACGCCGGCCGAAUCCACAACCAGUAGGGAAGAUCAAGCCGCAGUGCAGGCAGAUAAGCGUCAAAGUAUACCCGAGCCUGCGAAGGAAGUAGUUCAGGAUGAUGAGUGGCAGAACGACGACGAAGACGAGUGGUCAAGCGACACGUCUGCUGAGGCAGAGGAAGAACGUCGCCGUGCUGACGAAGCUGCUCGCCGUCGUCGCCGUGCAGAGGAAGAGCAUCAGAAGUCAUUGUUCCAGAAGAUUCCGGUACGGUCUGCCAGUACCGCAGAUCUUCCCAACGUUGUCCCGGCGAGACCGAAGACUCCCCUGCAGGCUAGCCAACCACAAGUACAACCUGCACCUGCACGUGGAUUGCUCAGCUCGCUCUUCCAUCCGGAGCAGGAGCCGCACCCGCCUCCGGGACAGCUUCAUGGACGUCCGCAUGCCUCCGCUGCUGAUCUUCGUGGCAGUUCGGGCGCUACGAUUGUUCGUCCAUCCUCGACCACUGGGCAAAAGAGCGAGCGCAGGCAACAUAGGCCUCCUUCGCUCAUUGGUAGUCUACCCCGUGCGUCCGACGCUGGAGGUCCCCUCCGAUCCAAGAGUGCCGUUGCUUUGCCUGUUCUCAACACGACAACGACAACGACAACGAUGCUUGACGCAGGCAGCGGAGCGUUAGAUUCGGAUGCGGAAGACGAGUACCUCACUACAGCUUCUCGUCCACGGGGCAAAAGUACUUCCUCUCGCAGGUCCGACUCGCGCAGAUCGUCGAGAGGUGACGCCACCGUCGCUGAGUCGACCGCUUCGACCGAAAGGAUGCUCCAGCAACAACAGGUAUCCCGUCAGAGGAGAUCCGCCUCCAACGAUCGAUCUCCUCAGCGAGCCGCAUCCGCUGGUGAUGCCUCGCCACCCGCCCCUCCAGAGCCGGUCUCGGCGACAGGCGUCUCCUCCCACCGAAGGGAAUCUAUGCCUCUGCCGACGCCGGCGGCGCCUCAGACGCCUCGCACCACGAGGAGGAACAUGUUGCGCGAUGAGCUCUCCGAAAGUCUGAGACAGAAUUUGCUGUGGGAGCGACAGUCGAGAAACAGGAUGCUAGGUAUCGGAGGCAAUCCCUCUACUGCGGCUAGUCGGGUCACGAAUUCAGCUGCACAAGCGAGUAGAGCAGGAGAUGCCCCUCCUGUAGCUCCUGUUGCGAGAGCCCCGAGAAGGGAAACCGUACUCGGUGGUGGACCUCUUCGACCCCUCACGCAAGGCCACACUCACAAUGCUAGCGAUCAGUACGCUGCUGCUACCGCUAGGCUUGGUGAGCCUCAAGGCGGAACGAGCCAGAGAACUUCAUCGAUCCAUCAACACUCGCGCUCUACACCACACCUUCCGCACGCAGCUUCGAACGCUCAUCAUCAGCACAAUACUCCCGGAGGACACGGUAGUGGCAAUGGCAACGGCCAUGACGGGUUGCUCCACCCGCCCGCCUUCAAUCGUAGCCAGAGUGGGCCUGCUAGCCGACCCAACAGCGCUCAGACUUCGGAUGAGGAAGGCAGUAGCAGUAGCGAUUUGCGGCGCAAUAUGGACGAAUCCGGACACGGCGGAGCAGAUCGUGGAAGGGGAGGGGGGAGAAAGAAGGUCAUGUGGCCUGGUGGAUUCCCAAAUUAUCACCAGCACGGCUGGUGAGAACUUUACUUGGAGGACAGAAGAUGGCAAAGUAGGCCAGUCCUGCCUCGGACUAUUGACUCCACGCUCCUACACUACGUUCUCCCGCCCAUGUCAGUUUCCUCGGCUCACUUCUGGGAUUCCGUGCCUCAUGUUGCC